AUGCACAUAGCCACAUCUCUUAUUAUUCUGCUCUUUUGGGUUGAUCUCGGACAUGCAACUAUAUCCCUACUGGAACCCAAUUGCGGAGUUUCCCUAGCAGGAUCGCGUGUGAGCACCAGGAUAAUCCACGGAGAGGUGGCAGAGAUACACCGAAACCCUUGGAUGGUUCAUAUAGAUAGUGAAACCACUGCAUGUGGCGGUUCCCUGAUAACAAGCCGUUUUGUUCUUACUGCUGCACAUUGCCAGUCGAGGGGCCGUACAGUGGCAUAUCUUGGAGAGUUUAAUAUAUUAACCCGGAGGGAUUGCACGAGACAGGGUUGCAUACCCAAUGCCAUUGGAAUUCCCGUGGAUGCUCAAAUACCUCAUCCCAGAAAUGUGAAUCUUAACAAUGACAUAGCUCUGUUUCGCCUGGCCAGGAGGGUUCAGUACACAGACUACAUCAAGCCGAUCUGCCUGCCGACCAACUACAAUCCUUUGUCCCAAAUCCGACACUUUACUGCCGUCGGCUGGGGUGAGACCGAACGGGGAAUCAAUAGCAACGUCUUAAAGACCACCACCUUAACGCAAGUGGAUCGCUCGUAUUGCUCAGCUCUGUAUGGCAGAAUAGAUAUGUCUCAAAUUUGUGCCGGAGACCGCUCUAACCAUGUCUGCCGCGGUGAUUCUGGGUCUCCAAUCUCCGCCGUAAUAAAGAUAAACGGGGUAAAUCGCGUCGUCCAGGCUGGACUUGUCAGCUAUGGAGAUUACGCCUGCAGGCAAUUCUCGGUGUUCAGCAAUGUGAUGUUCCACAUGAACUGGAUUGUGGAUGUCGUCCGACGCGACGGAAGUCGAACAAAUGGAAAUAGUAAUCGGAUUCCCAAUAAUAAUAGGCGUAGGCAAGGUUGA
This is a messenger RNA of Drosophila eugracilis, 882 nucleotides long. Its product is annotated as melanization protease 1-like. The transcript has 4 exons. Lineage: Eukaryota; Metazoa; Arthropoda; Insecta; Diptera; Drosophilidae. Gene Ontology annotation, molecular function: serine-type endopeptidase activity. The record is from RefSeq and is a predicted model, not a curated record. Gene Ontology annotation, biological process: proteolysis. The coding region runs from base 1 to 882 and encodes 293 amino acids.